GGGAUGGGCGCUUGCCGCUCUGACCCCUUCCCUCACACGGUUGAUGUUUUCAGUCCCACCUUCCUCAUCCUCAUCACCCGCGGGGGCUCUGGGCUCGCCUGGCUUCGUGUGAAGUUAAAGUAGAACUUUUUGAAAGUUUCAUCUCGCGAUCCGUUUAGAUGAAGUUGGGGCUCUGGUUUUUGACAUUGGCUCGUACACAGUGAGAGCAGGCUAUGCGGGCGAGGACUGCCCAAAGGUGGAUUUUCCAACAGCCAUUGGUGUGGUGCUGGAAAGGGACAAUGGCAGCACCCUGAUGGAGAUAGAUGGUGACAAAGGCAAACAAGGGGGACCGACUUACUACAUAGACACUAAUGCCCUGAGAGUUCCAAGGGAGAAUAUGGAAGCCAUUUCACCUUUAAAAAAUGGAAUGAUUGAAGACUGGGAUAGUUUCCAGGCAAUUUUGGAUCACACUUACAAGAUGCAUAUUAAAUCUGAAGCAAGUUUGCAUCCUGUCCUUAUGUCUGAAGCACCAUGGAAUACCAGGGCAAAGCGCGAGAAACUGACGGAAUUGAUGUUUGAACACUACAACAUCCCCGCGUUUUUCUUGUGUAAAACUGCUGUUCUGACAGCUUUUGCUAACGGGAGAUCUACAGGUCUCAUCUUGGAUAGUGGAGCAACACACACCACUGCAAUUCCAGUGCAUGAUGGAUAUGUGCUUCAGCAAGGUAUUGUAAAAUCACCACUUGCAGGAGACUUUAUCACUAUGCAGUGCCGGGAGCUGUUUCAGGAAAUGAACGUAGAGAUAAUCCCUCCAUAUAUGAUUGCUUCAAAGGAGGCAGUCCGUGAGGGGUCGCCAGCAAAUUGGAAGAGAAAAGAGAAGUUGCCCCAGGUCACCAGGUCUUGGCACAACUACAUGUGUAAUUGUGUCAUUCAGGACUUCCAGGCUUCUGUCCUCCAAGUGUCAGAUUCAACCUAUGAUGAACAGGUGGCAGCACAGAUGCCAACAGUUCAUUACGAGUUCCCCAAUGGCUACAACUGUGACUUUGGUGCUGAGCGUCUGAAAAUUCCUGAGGGAUUGUUUGACCCUUCCAAUGUAAAGGGUUUAUCUGGUAACACGAUGCUGGGUGUGAGCCACGUUGUCACAACAAGCGUUGGAAUGUGUGAUAUAGAUAUCAGGCCGGGUCUCUAUGGCAGUGUGAUUGUAGCAGGAGGAAACACUCUAAUACAGAGUUUCACAGACAGAUUGAACAGGGAGCUGUCUCAGAAAACCCCACCGAGCAUGCGCCUGAAGUUGAUAGCCAACAACACCACUGUGGAGCGGAGGUUCAGCUCCUGGAUUGGGGGCUCCAUUUUGGCUUCUUUGGGUACUUUCCAGCAGAUGUGGAUUUCCAAACAAGAAUAUGAAGAAGGAGGGAAACAGUGUGUAGAAAGAAAAUGUCCUUAGACCUCUUAACUGUGAAAACUGCUGCCUGCUUGGUGCUCCUUCUGUUUUAUAGCUUUAGCAUACUCAGGAAUGGGAUGGACUCCUCUUUGUAGGAAGUUUAUAUUGGGUUUUUUGCAUAAUUCAAAUUCCAUUUUAACAAAGUUAGAAAUUUUGAGAGACCUAAUUGGUACUAUAAUAGAAAAAGGAUGUUUACGUCCCUUGUAAAGCAAUAAUUCCUGUAACAAGCAUUUUAUAAUUUUGUAUAAAUGUCUAUUUUCUCUAGUAUCUUUUCCUGGGAACAGCUUUACAGGUUAGCUAAUAGAUAGAGGCAUAACCUUGCAAAUGCCUGUGCUUAUUUAUUAAUUAUUUCUUGUCUAAUUUCUUGUCUACUUUCACAUACUAGUCUUCCUUGCUGGUACUUUGGCCUUAAAUUGCUCUUAUUUUUCUCUCAAAAAAUAAAAUUUGGUCUUUUAUAUUUGA
Passer domesticus (house sparrow) is the source of this 1882-nucleotide messenger RNA. RefSeq names its product actin like 6A (gene ACTL6A). Gene Ontology annotation, cellular component: SWI/SNF complex; NuA4 histone acetyltransferase complex. Gene Ontology annotation, molecular function: chromatin binding. Bases 293 to 1423 code for a protein of 376 amino acids. The transcript is spliced from 14 exons. Gene Ontology annotation, biological process: regulation of transcription by RNA polymerase II; nervous system development; chromatin remodeling. Lineage: Eukaryota; Metazoa; Chordata; Aves; Passeriformes; Passeridae. The record is from RefSeq and is a predicted model, not a curated record.